Messenger RNA from Vanrija pseudolonga, 3484 nucleotides. It is a transcript of the gene RRI1, whose product is annotated as COP9 signalosome complex subunit 5. Gene Ontology annotation, molecular function: nuclease activity; metallopeptidase activity; deNEDDylase activity. The record is from RefSeq and is a predicted model, not a curated record. The transcript has 18 exons. Gene Ontology annotation, biological process: protein deneddylation. Gene Ontology annotation, cellular component: COP9 signalosome; cytoplasm. Lineage: Eukaryota; Fungi; Basidiomycota; Tremellomycetes; Trichosporonales; Trichosporonaceae. Bases 46 to 3378 code for a protein of 1110 amino acids.
UCCGCAUCGUCUCCUUCACACCUCGGCCUCUGCUCAACUCCCAAAAUGGAGGCCGCAGCGCGUAGCACCUUUGAAAUCAACAACAACGUCCAGCUGCUCGGCGCAGCCGACCAGGCCUUCCUCUAUGACGACAAGGCUCUUCGGCAACAGGCGCCUUGGGAGAAUGACCCGCACUACUUCCAGACGGUCAAGAUCUCGGCCGUCGCGCUGAUCAAGAUGACUAUCCACGCGCGCUCGGGUGGCCAGUACGAGAUCAUGGGCGUCAUGUACGGCAAGGUUCGCGACCACACCUUCUGGAUCAUGGACGCUGCCGCUCUCCCUGUUCAAGGAACCGAGACGCGUGUGAACGCUGGUGUUGAGGCCUACGAAUACAUGGUGCAAUUCCAGGCCGCGAAUAAGACUGCUGGAAAGAAUGAGGAGCUUUGUGGAUGGUACCACUCGCACCCUGGCUACGGUUGCUGGCUGUCGGGUAUCGACGUCAACACUCAACUCACCAACCAGAAGUUCACCGACCCAUACCUGGCCGUUGUGAUUGACCCCAACCGCACCGUGUCCGCCGGCAAAGUCGAGAUUGGAGCGUUCCGCACCUUCCCCGAGGGCUACACACCACCCUCAGCGGGAAGCUCCGAGUACCAGUCGAUUCCCAUCGACAAGAUCGAAGACUUUGGCGCACACGCCAACGCCUACUACCCGCUCAAUGUUGAGAUCUACAAGUCUAAGGCCGACGAGCAGCUUUUGGAACUGCUGUGGAACAAGUACUGGGUUGCCACUCUCAGUCAAAGUCUCAUCCUCACGAACCGCGCCUACGGCACCUCUCAGAUCAAGGACCUGAAUGCCAAGCUGAGAUCCACCACCGAUGGGAAGCUUUCAGAGUCGACUUCGGAGCUCAAGUUGAAGGCUCCUCCUCCGACUCUGGAAUCGGCCGGCGAUAAGGGCAGCAAGAAGAAAGAGGACCCAUAUGUUGGAGUGGAGACGACUGCGUCGGCGCUCAGUGGACCUCACAAGGACAGGCAAGUGGAAAUUAUCGCGAAUGAGAUCCAGAACGGCAUCACUGUGCAGGUGAUUAAGAACCAGCUCUUCAACCAGCGCCUUGAUAUGUACCUUCGCGAGCGCAAGCUCAUACAGUCGGCGCCGCUGAGCGCGCUCGCCGGCACGCGACUCGGCAUCGAUGUCAACUACUAUGUUCGAACGCUACUCCAGGACCCCGACCAGAGGGAGCCUUUGAUUGCGUCUACUGGUGGUCUUCCGCUGUCGCUUGCAAACCGCAUUGAGAGCGAUCUGCGUCAGCUCGACAAGGCCGGCAUCAAGCCAGUCUUCGUCUUCUCUGGCCUGCCGCUCGCCUCGCGGCCCCUGCCGAAGGGUCCCAACUCGCAGAUGGAGAGAGAGAACCAUGUCAAGAACGAGGCGUGGAACUACUAUGAGGACGGCCAGGUCGACAGAGCCGUCGUUGCCCUCACGCAGGUCCGUGGGGGCCUCUGGAUCGACCCCAACGAGGUCGUUCGCAUCUUCCUCCGUGCCUUCAAGCAUCGCUUCGUGGAGUAUGUCAUUGCUCCCUACCUCGCGUCGGCACAGCUUGCAUACCUGUUGAGACACCCCAAGGGCUACAUUCACGCCAUUUGGUCCGACUCGGAGACGCUCUUAUGGUCGGUCGACAAGGUCAUCACGUCGAUUGAGUGGUCUGGCAACUUCACUUUCCUCGACAAGACGCGUGUCCGAACUGAUCUUGGAAUGACACCCGAGCAGUUCUUGGAUCUCAGCCUGUUGUCGGGCUGCUCGCUGUUGCGCACAUUCCCUCCCUACGCCGACAGCUUCCAAAUCCGGGUCAUCAUUGACAUUGUCCGUCACUUAAAGACCGGCAUCGCUGCGUGCCAGCAGUUCCGUGACCAUCCCCAGAUGAAGGCUCUCGGCUACACUGAGAGCUUCAUGCGUGCAAGGUUGGCCGUCAAGUUCUCCCUCGUCCUCACGACUGAGGGAACCUGUCUGCCACUGCCUCUUGUGGUGCCGCCUCAAGGUGCAGUGGUGACGGCGACCGAUGUCCCCUCGGACCUCGAUGAGAUCUUCUCGCCCCGCCUCCCUGACGAGCUCUACUUCCUGCUGUGCCGUGGUAUGGUCUCGUCAAGCCUCGUUGGAUACCUCACCUCCGGAUACAUCGAUGAGAGACAGCCUCUGGCGGAUUCGCCCGAGUACCGCCGGUUCAUCAAGGAUAUCAUCACCGAAGGCGCGACUUCUCCUCGGUGCACCACCCUCGCCUUGCUGACAGCGGGCUUGCACCCCCAGUGGGCUCAGAAGCGUGUUCACGCCCACUACUACUUUGACCAGCCCUAUGCGCCACCACAGGGCGCCGUUGUCCCCAUUGCGGACCCUCUCACGCAGACUCUGGUCGAAAAGUGUGCCACCUGGAUGGUGCCUCACCAUGUUGUUGGAGACGAGCUCCGGAGACAGAGCUCAUCCACCAUUGACCUCAAGCUGUGUAUCGGCACGCUGGAGAAGGAGGAGACCGCAGCCUACACCAAGAAGGAGAAGGCAGCAAAGAUCCUCGAGAAGAAGGAUGAAAUCGUUGCCAACAUCAUCUGGAGGUUCCUGGAUGUCCGAGGCUUUGUUAGUGCAAACCAUCAGCAGACGGCUAUGGGCAAGGCUUUCCAUGCCGCCAGCGCAUCUGCCCGUGUCACCGACAAGCUGCAGGAGGCCAUUUACAUCGUCCUGGAGCUCUUGAGGGCUGGCGUUGUUCACGGCCACAGGUUUGGCGGCCCCAAUGCGCCACUUCUGUCUGGUGGUCCCAGCUUCGGGUCGGACGAGGAGCAGAGCAACACAUUGCUCAUUAUGCGCGUUCUGAGUGUGGUCCCUCUGAACUUCCGGCCCGAGCAAUGGGCGGGACCGCUCUCUCGUGAACUCUUGGUGUUCAACUCGUUUGUCAAGGCCACAUCAAAGGCUCUCCGUCAGCUGCUUGAGGCGAUCAACGUCCACAUCCUCUUGACAGGGAAUGCGCGCCGCAUGCGUGACGACUACCUGGAUAUGUGCAUUAGUCUUCCGUUCCAAAGCGACGUAAACACUGGAUUCGGAAUCCUUGCCAAGACGUAUCUUGACGCGGCGACGAUCCACUUUGGUGAUACUAUCACCGAAGAGAACGCGGGCUCGGAUGACGUGAAGCAGGCCAAGCAGUCUGCGCUCCAGUUUGUUGAUCAGGCGUUCACGGGCGUCAAGAGCCCAACGCAGGAAGUCGAACGAGGCUUCCGCUUUUGGGAUGCAAUCAUGGUCGCCAUACGUACACUUGACCAGGAACAGGGGCCCAAACCCUCCGUCGUCAACACGGUCAUCCAGCCGGAUAUUAUUGAGCAGUUUGAGCGGGCAGACAAGUGGCUGCGGCCGAUGCGGCCAUAGGAACAGUAGGCAACCUAUGGUGUGAAUGGCUCGGCUCUUGCCAGUGAAACCAAACCGUUGCGCUCUCACCAAUAGGUGCAAAAACAUGCAUUCAUUUCGCAUAGAG